UGCAAGGCUUCAGUCUCGCUGCCUCGCUUGUAAGGCGGUUCCUGGGAGGGCUUGAGCGCCAGCGUGAGUGUAAUUGGAAACCAAAGCUUCAAGCUACUUUCCAUUUACUCUCGUAGGUGCUGCUCAAUUCAGAGGAUUAGGGGGAAGAGGCUCCUGGUACCUUAAGGGAUAUCGCUGCAAGGAUUAUUUCUUUUCUACACAAGCUGGGAAUCUGCUUGCCACAACCAGGAAGAAAGUGAUCUCCAGGCUUUGGAGUUAGAAAGUAUUGUGUGUGAGAGUGUGUUUUUUUAAAAAGAGGAGUCUAUAAACUGAUAGGGAAUUUAACGUCACUUUAUCUCUGAAUCUGCACUGCAAAGCCCGCUAGGGAAGCUUAUUUAAUACAAUGAAUUGCAGGAGUCAGUUCCCAGAGACAAAAGAUUGAAGUAGGAUGCUUGCCUAGAAGAGUAGAGAAGGUGGACAUCAAGCUUCUAACUCUGUGUCUCAUUUCCCAGGUUUCAUAUCUUGGAUAUAACAUUUCACAUCUGAAGAUAAUGACAUUUCUAAGUCUCCAAGUGUUGAUUGGAGUGUUUAUUUGCUCAUGCAGUGUAAAAGGAUCUUCGCAGCCUCAGGCCAGGGUGUUCUUAACAUUCAAUGAGCUGCAGGAAACCAAGACCUCUCAGUUCUAUGCUCUUUCUCAUCACCCCUUAGACUACAGGAUCUUAGUGAUGGAUGAAGAUCAGGACCGGAUCUAUGUCGGCAGCAAAGACCACAUUCUGUCUUUGAAUAUCAAUAAUAUAAGCCAGGACCCUCUGAGUAUUUUCUGGCCAGCAUCAACAAACAAAGUUGAAGAGUGCAAAAUGGCUGGCAAAGAUCCUACACACGGCUGUGGUAAUUUUGUCCGUGUGAUACAGACCUUCAACCGCACUCAUCUAUAUGUUUGUGGUAGUGGAGCAUUCAGCCCUGUAUGUGCAUACCUCAAUAGAGGGCGCAGAUCUGAGGAGCAAGUUUUCAAGAUCGAUUCCAAAUGUGAAUCUGGAAAGGGACGCUGCUCUUUCAACCCUAACGUGAAUACCGUCUCUGUUAUGAUCAAUGAAGAACUAUUUUCAGGAAUGUAUAUUGAUUUCAUGGGGACUGAUGCUGCCAUUUUUCGCAGUUUAACCAAGCGGAAUGCGGUGAGGACUGAUCAGCACAACUCUAAAUGGCUAAGUGAACCAGUUUUUGUGGACGCCCAUCUAAUCCCAGAUGGCACUGACCCUAAUGAUGCUAAAGUGUACUUCUUCUUCAAAGAGAAACUGACAGACAACAGUGGCAGCACCAAGCAGAUUCAUUCCAUGAUUGCUAGAAUAUGCCCUAAUGACACUGGUGGACAGCGUAGUCUUGUAAACAAGUGGACAACUUAUUUGAAAGCAAGACUUGUAUGUUCUGUAAUGGAUGAUGACGGCACAGAGACCUACUUUGAUGAAUUAGAGGAUGUAUUUCUUCUAGAAACAGAUAAUCCUAGAACGACACUGAUAUAUGGCAUUUUCACAACAUCCAGUUCUGUAUUUAAAGGCUCGGCAGUGUGUGUGUACCACCUGUCUGAUAUCCAGAGAGUAUUCAAUGGUCCAUUUGCACACAAAGAAGGCCCAAACCACCAGCUGAUUCCCUAUCAGGGUAGAAUUCCUUACCCACGACCUGGGACAUGUCCUGGAGGAGCCUUCACACCCAACAUACGGACGACCAAGGAGUUUCCAGAUGAAGUAGUCACCUUUAUCAGGAACCACCCCCUAAUGUUCAACCCCAUUUACCCAGUCCACAAGAGGCCAUUAAUUAUCCGGACCGGCACCGACUACAAGUAUACAAAGAUAGCUGUUGAUCGUGUCAAUGCUGCAGAUGGGAGAUAUCAUGUCUUAUUUCUUGGAACAGACCAAGGUACAGUACAGAAGGUUGUAGUCCUGCCCACCAAUUCCUCUGCAAGUGGAGAACUUAUAUUAGAAGAAUUGGAAGUGUUUCAGAAUAAUGCUCCUAUAACAACAAUGGCCAUUUCAUCUAAAAAGCAACAGUUGUAUGUAAGCUCAGAUGAAGGGGUCACCCAAGUUUCCUUGCACCGCUGUCAUAUCUAUGGGACGGCCUGUGCUGACUGCUGCCUUGCCAGAGACCCUUAUUGUGCCUGGGAUGGCAAUUCCUGCUCCAGAUUCUACCCAACCGGAAAAAGGAGAAGUCGUAGACAAGAUGUGAGGCAUGGAAAUCCUAUGACUCAAUGCAGAGGAUUUAACCUAAAAGCUUACCGCAAUGCGGCAGAGGUCAUUCAGUAUGGAGUCAAGAAUAACACCACCUUCCUGGAGUGUACAGCUAAAUCUCCACAGGCCUCUGUAAAAUGGCUCUUACAGAAAGACAAUGACAGAAGGAAAGAGGUCAAACUUAAUGACCGAAUCAUCGCAACUGAACAAGGGCUCUUGAUUCGCUCAGUCCAGGACGCCGACCGAGGUCUUUACCACUGCAUUGCAACAGAAAAUGGCUUCAAGCAAACAAUAGCCAAGGUUAACUUCAAUGUGUUGGAUUCAGAUACAGUUGCUUUCAUGACUGAAAAGUGGUCCCCAUGGACCUGGGCCAGCUCACUCCAGGCUUUGCAGCUUCAUCCGAAGGACUUGGCUGGAGCUUUCAGCCACUCAGAACUGCAGAUGAUUAAUCAGUACUGCAAAGACACAAGGCAGCUUGGCCAGCAGGCAGAAGAUUCUCAAAGGAUGAGGGGGGAUUAUGGCAAGUUGAAGGCCCUCAUCAACAGCAGAAAAAGUAGGAACCGAAGGAAUCAGUUGCCUGGAUCAUAAGGUUUUUGUUUUGGAGCAUCACCAUUUUGUUUUCUGAUAUCUUCCCUCAAGAUGUUUUGUUUUGUUUUCCUGCUGAAAGCAUAGAAAAAUGUUAGUAAAGCAAUCCUGAUAAAAGAUCAUGAAAUACAACCCAUCUAAUUUAAAACGGUUGGUGGGGGGAUCAGGAUACAUUAUUUGUGAAGUGCCCACUGAUACCAGAUAAAUCCUUACUUAAACUGUAAACUAGUUUCUAUGCCUUAACCCAGAUUCUCAUCUGAUGUUUAAAUAUUGCGGUUUUUUGAUGAGAAAGAAAGCAACAGUUGACAUACUGUCUCUCCAACUUGGAAUUAUACAAGGUGGGAAGAAAUGUUUUUAAAAAUGGGUUAAGAUGAAUAUGUGAGUUGGGUGGUAUGUACAUACAUUUCUUCCACCCAUUGUGACAUAUAAUUCUUACUGUUUACGGUACAUUGCUUUGAAAAACUACAGUUCAAGCAACUGGUUAGAGGUGAUUUCCCAUGUUAGUAUUAAAAGACACAUGACUGAAAAUGUAACAUGGGAAUGAUAGUUAUAUGUACCUAGUUUUGGCUGAGGCUAGUUUAUUCAUCACUCUUAAAUCAAUUUUUUUACAUGGUAAAGUCACUGUGAUGUGAUGCUUAUAAUCUACUUCCUCCAAGGGGUUCAGAGUGAAGGAUAUGGCUUCCCAGUGGCCAUAUCCAGGCCACUUUUGGAUAUGGCUUCCGUGGCCAUAUCCAGGCAGCUUACAGGCCAUAUCUGCUUAGUUGCAGCAGAGGGACUGUGGCAUAUGCCAUCCAUUUUGAAUUGAGAAUAUGUUUAAUGAAUGCAUGAUGUGACCACUGGUAUUUACUGGGAAUAAAUAUAGUCAUUUGGCCCCAGAGAUGUAGGUACUGCUAAGGAGUUGCAGGUAUUCCUUUUGGUCACCCACAGUGGUGUAGCAGCAUUGGGGGAGGCCCUAGGGUGAGGCAGCCCCCGCCACCUGCCCUUGGGGCUGCCACCUUCCUGCCACGUGGCUGCUCACCCACCCCUUGUGCUGCCCAUCCUGCCUCCCUUUGCUGGGCUCUGACGUGGGCUAAUGCCAUCACUGUACUGGUGUGAGCAUGUUGCCCCAUAUUAGUGAGAACUGGUACAGACACAGUGAUGCCAUUAGAUCGUGUUGCAUCCUGGCAAAGGGAGGCAGACAGAUGGGUGGCCAGAUGGAUGGUGUUGGCUGAGCGGGCAGGUAGUCUUCAUGCCCAUCUGGGGGCAGAGGGCCCUCAGGUAUCAGUGCCACUGCACCACCUACCCCUAUGGGCCUGGCUACCCAUUGUUGCAUGAGAAAAAAAGGUAAACUACCCUAGCAAAUGAGAGUGCAGGAGGAGACUAUGGAUAUGAUCCAUCUACAGUUAGGCACUUCUAAGUCUCAUUGAUUUCAAUGGAAGAGAUCGAGGCAUGUGCUUAAUGCUUCUUAAAAAAAUCAAUGGGACUUUCCAAAGUGCUUAACUCUGGCUGCAUUUUGCUUUGCAUUUGUACUGAGCAAAACGCAAAACAGGUUAUAAAAGCCAUUAAGAGUAAAAGGAAACCUUGAAGUAAAGAAAGUAGAAUGGGGAAAAAAAAUAUUUGCUUGGAUUUACCUUAACUUAUUAGGAAAUCCUAGUUACUGCAUGUAGAUAAUUUUAUAUAUUAGUUAAUAUGAUCUGGAAUCUGUGAUUUUUUUUAAAUUUUUUGCCUGUCCUGAAAACAAAUUUUAAAAGCUUUAUUGAAAUAAUUGUCAAAGGUCAGCCUAGGUGCCACAAGGAUGGAAAACUGUUGGUACAGUUUCUCAUUAAAUGUUGGACAGACAACAUGAAUUCAGCAAUGCUAUAUUGCCCAUCUUUUUAUCUGUUAUACAAACAGGUAAAAGUAAUCAUUGAUACACAACUGACAAUAUUAUAAUUUUAUUUAUUUA
This is a messenger RNA of Hemicordylus capensis (graceful crag lizard), 4707 nucleotides long. RefSeq names its product semaphorin 3C (gene SEMA3C). Gene Ontology annotation, biological process: negative regulation of axon extension involved in axon guidance; positive regulation of cell migration; neural crest cell migration. Bases 531 to 2786 code for a protein of 751 amino acids. The record is from RefSeq and is a predicted model, not a curated record. The transcript has 20 exons. Gene Ontology annotation, molecular function: semaphorin receptor binding; chemorepellent activity. Lineage: Eukaryota; Metazoa; Chordata; Lepidosauria; Squamata; Cordylidae.